AUGUAUGUAUUCAAACCAUUUGUCUUCACGGAGUGCUUGAACCCGAUAAGUGAAGCACGACCAUCACCCAGGACAUUUCCUACGAUAUUCAGUGACGAAAAAUACCUGUACUCUUUUAGUGGUUAUAAAUAUAUAGUCAACAGAGACACUAUCACCGACUACGACAACCCUAAAAUAAUAAAAGAAAUCUGGAAGUACAACUUGUCCACCGGUGUCUGGUCAUGCCUGCCAAAGCAGCAGUACCUCCCAACAAACAGCGAAAUAAUUCUCGGUAUGACAUUCAAGUCUGACAAAUUAAUCGUCGCCACUUGGAAUGAGAACCAGACGAAAGGUUACCUCUACACCCACCACCUCAAGGACGAGAAUAGAGUCGUCAAGAUAAAAGCCAAGGGACCUAUUCCUGAGCGGUCUAUUAUCCACAAUUUUGUAAAUCAUGGCUCUUAUUUGUACACCAUUGGUAAUAAUCACAAUUUAAGUGUCUACAGAGUCGACCCGGAGACCGCGAUCUGGGAAAAACUCACCCCUGAAAAUGGAAAUGACUUUCCAGGGUAUUACGAAGACAUUGAGCUGGCUUAUGAUGGAAAAAGAAUUUAUGUAUUAUUUAUUAAAUUGUACGAGGAGAGAAUCCGCGAAAUUAAGACAAUUCAAGCCUACGACGUUGAGCAGAAUCGCUGGUACAUUUUAAGCACCACCGGAGAUUCAAACAAUGAAAAGCCUUUUCCUGAUGUCAGGACUAAUUUUGGCAACUCCUCGUACAUUGAUCCGCUGACUAAGGAUGUGAGUGUGAUAAUUUCUGGAGGAAAUAUGAAUCACAUGAUUUACAGUGAUAUUUGGCAGCUGAAUUUGCGCACACUUCAAUGGACCUGCUUGAAUAAAUUCGGGUUUACUCUGCCUCAACCUGUUUGCGAGCACGAUGCUCUGAUUACAUAUAAGGGGAAGAUGUACAUCUUUGGUGGAAGAAUCAAGAAUACAAAUGACAGAUUGAUGGAAAUAAAUACUCUGUACUCCUCGUGGUUACGAAUACCUAGGCUCACAGAUAUUUGCUGGGAUGCUGUCAAUCACUAUUACAAAGAUCUGAAUACUAAAACAGAUGAGGAGUUGUUUAAUCUUGGCCUACCUGUUAAUAUUGUUAAGUCUAGAUGCCAGUGA
Cotesia congregata is the source of this 1149-nucleotide messenger RNA. Lineage: Eukaryota; Metazoa; Arthropoda; Insecta; Hymenoptera; Braconidae. The record is from the annotation of a GenBank genome assembly.